Molecule: messenger RNA, 468 nt
Organism: Closterium sp. Naga37s-1
Lineage: Eukaryota; Viridiplantae; Streptophyta; Zygnematophyceae; Desmidiales; Closteriaceae
Source: the annotation of a GenBank genome assembly
AUGUCCGCCUCUCCGGCGACGAUGAUCAACGGUCACCGCCAUUCGCCGCUCGCUCCUUCUCAGGCAGCGCCGAGGCGCAGUGAGACAUGCUCGUUCUGCUUCCCUUCUCUCCCUCACACCCCUCCUGUUCCCUCCGAGGGAAAAGUGGUGUAUGUGGGGGGCAAUAACGGCCGGUGGCUGUCACCAUGGGGCUUUGCGGUGAAGGACUGGAAGGCGCCCAAGGUGCUGCCUGGCGACCUGCUAGUGUUCCAAUGGGUGGGCGAGGUACACUCGGUGCACAAGGUUGACGUGGCGGAUUACACUGCAUGCACGUUCCUCAACGCGAAGCAGCUCGCACGCAGCCGCAACUACGGAAAGUACAUCUACAAGGUGGUGCCCAAAGACUUCGGCAAUACCAUUUAUUUCAGCAGCAAAGCCAACAGUGACUGUAGCGACGGGAUCAAGGCGUCAUUUGUUGUUGGAUCGUAA